CCAAGCCCCCACUUGGUCUGUCCAAUGGGUCAAGUUGUGCUCCUCCCCUUCAAGAAUUUGUUACCCUCACUCUUGGCUACUUUUUGGGGACCAGUCCCACCUACACAUCUUCUACCUUGUAAGGGUUGUCCACUAUAUAAACUCUGGAACCACCCCCUAACAGUGGUAUACCGUUCUCGGACUUCGGAACGAACAGUUCGUGGUUCUUCAGUGGUGAACAACCCUCAACUCGUAUUAUUUCGAUUUAUUCUAUUUUUAUUUCAACUACCAACUCGGAAUCGUCUAGAGUCUGUUUGUGUUGUUUGUUGUGUUUGAUAAGUGAAUUGACCUUGGAAUUCUUUGAGAGAAAGUGAUAUUGACUUCCAAUGACAAUGGAGUCCUGCAAUGAGUCCCAAAUCGGUGAGCACGCGCUGGACUUCACAAAAUCCUCGAAAGAAGAAACAGAGCCACCGAUUCUGGACCUGUCCUGCAAGAAAGAGCAAUCAUCCCAACGAACUGCUUACAAUUUGAGUCCAGCAUUCUCAGAGUCCCUCUCGUUCUCUCCGCCAAGUGAGUCAACAUCUAGUGAACCAUCCCAGCACCAAUUGGACUUCAAAGAAGAACGAAAGAGUCCAUUCGAGGGUCGAACAUUCAUGGUGACACCACCCUCGGAGUCUGAUUCUCCAAAAAAAUCAAAGUACGAGCCUAUCUACCCCCAGAUGUCUGCAGUACCCACCGACAUAACUCAUCGUUAUCCCCUUCUGCCAAAGGCCCUGCCGAUGCCCUUGGCAAUUUGCCCAACAGUUCCAUCUCUUCCGAUCAAUCAGAAUGGAGGAAUAACGAAUCAGAUUCAGAUUCCAGUGUCCACUGCCUAUCCCUCAGUGAUGAAUCAAGAGGUUUCUAGUCCUCUGGUUUCCCCAGAAACAUCGAAGAAGGCACCGAGACCCUUCAAGGCUUAUCCAAAGGACCCUCUAGCCCUCACAAUGGGCCCCGAGAUCAUCUACGAUCAGAACUCUAACGAAGCUUACUCGGAAUUCAGAAAGAGAAUGCUCGAUUCUGUGAGGAGAACCAAUGAGGGUACCAACAUCAAAAUGAGGAGGGUCAGCAAAAGCCCUGGUCUACCCACCAGCACAAUGGGAGCACUGGAUGAUAAAGAUGCUGCCUACUGGGAGAGGAGAAGAAAAAACAAUGAGGCUGCCAAGAGAUCCAGGGAUGCACGGAGAGCUAAGGAAGACGAAAUUGCCAUUCGUGCUGCUUUCCUUGAACAAGAAAAUAUGAAAUUGAAGUAUGAGCUAGUUGCAUUGAGGAAUGAAACUGCGAAGCUUAGGUGUAUGGUUUAUUCAAAUUAAUUUUAGUCAGAGGUUUAGCAUCCACGUGAGAAUGGGGGAGAUUUUUUGAAAUAGGUUGGACUGAAUUUCAAAAAUCUAUACGCCGAUUUAUUCUUUAUGAUCAGGAAAUCAUAAAUCUGAAAAUAUUUGUCCAGUUUGGGAAACUUUUUUUUACGGAAACGGAAAGAAUGGGUUGAAAAUUCUCUCGAAACCUCGAUUUAUAUUUUGCUAAAAUGUCGGAAAAGGGAUAUUGAAGGAAAGGUCAUGAGAUCAGGAAAUUUCACGGCCUACAUGUAAGAUCAUUCGAUGCUUUUCACUAGUUCCAAAGAUUUUUACUGAAUAGGGUGUGAAACUGUUUUAUGGACGGACGAGGUCAAUUCACACCGGUCUUAUUAAACAUUAGAGACCUCAACGCGAAGUCUUUUAGCUGCUAAAUAAUAUUUACAGGCUAUACAUGUACAUAUGUUUAUAGAUUUGCACAUAAAAAUAUAUUAAUUGUAAAUUCUUAGGUUUAAUUGGAUUUUCAAUUCACACAAUUUUAAUAAUCUUUAUUCUCUCUUUUUGAAUAUCUUGUGCCAUAAAAUAAGAUAGAUGUCUUCCUACGGGUGCCAUAAUUCACGUGAAAGGUUUAAUGAGUUCAAAAUAUAAUUCGUUUUCAGUCUAUAUUCUCUUUUAAUUUUAUUCCAUCUGUGUAUAUUUCAUUGGCAUCACUUCAAUGUUGAACGAGCCUUUUGUGAGUUCAUGAAAUUGUAUACAAAAUAAUCUUCUGGGAAUUUUGUAAAUUAAUGGGGAAUUAUUUAAAAAGUUCGAAAAUUACUAGCAAAUAUUUUUUGGACUCAUGUUAUUCCUCUCAGGUGAUUUUUGCAUUGUUUCAUUGAGAUUGACAUUGAAACAUUGCAACAUUUCAAAAUAAUAUUCAUUUUUUGAAUUUUUACAGAGAGAUUUGGACUUGCGCUAUAUGAUAGUAGAUUUAUCCAAAGGUUGAUGAAUUAUUCACUCGUUUAGACCGUUAAGACUUAUUACGUGAACUUAAUACAGGGUUGAAUCUCAAAGAUAGUCAAUAAUGCUAAGGAAACAAAGGUCUAUUUUUUUAGGGAUGAAUAAAAAUUGCGGUGUGUGAAUUUUUGAGUAAAAAGUUUUCAUGUACAUACAGAGACUGUUGUAAUAUUUAAGAUA
Molecule: messenger RNA, 2483 nt
Organism: Fopius arisanus
Lineage: Eukaryota; Metazoa; Arthropoda; Insecta; Hymenoptera; Braconidae
Gene: gt
Product: transcription factor giant
Exons: 2
Coding region: 366-1328 (320 amino acids)
Biological process (GO): regulation of transcription by RNA polymerase II
Cellular component (GO): nucleus
Molecular function (GO): DNA-binding transcription factor activity, RNA polymerase II-specific; RNA polymerase II cis-regulatory region sequence-specific DNA binding
Source: RefSeq, a predicted model, not a curated record